Messenger RNA from Cryphonectria parasitica EP155, 1034 nucleotides. Its product is annotated as Emopamil-binding protein. The transcript is spliced from 4 exons. Gene Ontology annotation, cellular component: membrane; endoplasmic reticulum. Gene Ontology annotation, molecular function: cholestenol delta-isomerase activity. NCBI's taxonomy places the organism in Eukaryota, Fungi, Ascomycota, Sordariomycetes, Diaporthales, Cryphonectriaceae. The record is from RefSeq and is a predicted model, not a curated record. Bases 1 to 750 code for a protein of 249 amino acids. Gene Ontology annotation, biological process: sterol metabolic process.
AUGGCCUCCAACGCUGCGACCGGCUCUGGCCUACCUCCAGACCUAUUCGAUACGACGACCUUGGUAUCUCUAGCCUCAACGGUCCUUAUCCUAGCUGUGGCCUACGGAACGUCUCUGAAGGUCCUAUCUCCAACGACGCCCGGCAGCUACCGGUUCCUGUUCAUCUGGCACCUCUUUGACGCCGGAAUCCACUUCUUCCUGGAGGGGUCCUUCCUGUAUCACUGUUUCUUCAGCUGGAAGUCCCCCGAUCAGAUCAGCGCCCGCGAGGCGUUGUCCGCCUACCCGACACAGCGCGGAUACCUCGGACAUGACGAUCGGAUUUGGGGCGCGCAGGCUGGCGGCGACAAUCCCUUUGCCCAGUUGUGGAUGGUCUAUGCAAAGGCCGAUAAGAGAUGGGCUGGUGCGGAUACUGGUGUGAUCAGCCUGGAACUUCUGACCGUGCUCGUUGUCGGGCCGCUGGCCUGCCUCGUGUGCUACGACAUCGCCAAGAAGAACCCAAGGUCGAACAUCAUCAUGACGAUCAUCGCGACGGCUGAGCUCUACGGAGGUUUCAUGACGUUCUGCCCCGAGUGGCUGACAGGCAACCAGUGGCUGGACGGGAGCAACUUCGUCUACCUGUGGCUCUACCUGGUCUUCUUCAACAUGCUGUGGGUGUUCAUCCCGAUCUACGCCAUCUAUGUCAGCUGGAAUGCCUUCUCGGCAGCUUUCCAGGCGCAAAGUGCCAAGGCUACUGUUAAGAAAUCGAAGUAAAUUGUCUUUUUCUUCUUUCUUUUUUCCUCUCCCAUCGGAUCUGGGGGCAGUGUGAAGCCCCCGCUGCAUGGAGAGAGGAGGGAUGGGUUCAAUUCAUGGUGGAUGACUGAUACUUUUCGGAGUCGGGUUUGAUGCAUGUUAUGAUGGGAUAGGUAUUUGUGAUUCAGCCGCUUUUGACCAGACUUGUACAGCGCGCAUUUGAAUAUGUGAUAUGAAGCAAUAGAUACCAUUCUCGGGGCUUUUUUUGUUCUCUUCAUGGUCGACAAUGUAGAUCGCUUAUACCG